GACCUGUUUAAGUUGACUUUGGAACCAGUUCGCAAUGUGCUUAUUAACUCCGGCAUUGAAAAAUCGGCUAUCGACGACAUCGUUCUCGUGGGAGGGUCUACCCGCAUUCCACGCAUCCAACAGUUGGUGAGCGAAUUUUUCGAUGGCAGAACACCGAACACUGGUAUCAACCCGGACGAGGCAGUGGCGUAUGGAGCCACGAUUCAAGCUAGCAUUCUGGCAGGAGACAUCUCCACUGGGGACAUCCUACUUCUUGAUGUCUGUCCACUGACCUUGGGCAUGGAGGUAUAUCCAAUUAAUAAUGAAAUUAUUUUUACGGAAACUGCGAUUUUUAAUAUUAGGAUUUGA
This is a messenger RNA of Protopolystoma xenopodis, 348 nucleotides long. The record is from the annotation of a GenBank genome assembly. NCBI's taxonomy places the organism in Eukaryota, Metazoa, Platyhelminthes, Monogenea, Polystomatidea, Polystomatidae.